GGGAGCUGGAGGGGAGCAGACCGCAAGGGACGCGCGGCCGAUCGCCGGGGCUGUCACCGCGGACGCGCCGCGCGCUCCCACCGGCACGCGGGCAGCUGGGGGCCGCCAGCCGCCGCCCCCGCCACUUGCCCGCCGAGGUUCUCGGCGCCCGCUCCGCGGUGAGCACACGCCGGGCGAAGGGCGAUGUGGGCCGGGGCCCGCCGCAGUCCCCGGGGCAGCCGGGCGCAGCUGCCCGCGCCCCUCUGGUGCUUCUCGGCGGCGCUGGGGAUGCUGUGGCCCCCUGCCUCGCAGGCUUUCAACUUGGACGUGGACAAGCUCACGGUGUACAGCGGGCCGGAGGGCAGCUACUUCGGCUACGCGGUGGACUUCCACAUACCUGCUGCUCGCACAGCGAGUGUCUUGGUGGGGGCGCCCAAAGCCAACACCAGCCAGCCAGACAUCGUGGAAGGGGGAGCCGUCUAUUACUGUCCGUGGCCCGCCAAGGGGUCUGCACAGUGCAAGCAGAUACCGUUUGACAGUACCAACAACAGAAAAAUCAGAGUUAAUGGAACCAAGGAACCUAUAGAGUUUAAAUCAAAUCAGUGGUUUGGAGCAACAGUGAGAACGCACAAGGGGAAAGUCGUGGCCUGUGCUCCUUUAUAUCACUGGAGAACUCUUAAACCAACACCAGAAAAGGACCCCGUUGGCACUUGCUAUGUAGCAAUUCAGAAUUUCAGUGCAUAUGCUGAGUACUCUCCUUGUCGAAACAGUAAUGCUGAUCCUGAAGGCCAGGGUUACUGCCAAGCAGGAUUUAGCCUGGAUUUUUCUAAGAAUGGAGACCUUAUUGUAGGAGGACCUGGAAGUUUUUACUGGCAAGGUCAGGUGAUCACUGCCAGUAUUGCUGAUAUCAUUGCAAAUUACUCCUUCAAGGAUAUUCUAAGGAAAUUGGCUCGAGAAAAACAGACAGGAGUGGCUCCAGCUUCUUACGAUGAUAGUUACCUUGGAUAUUCAGUUGCUGCUGGGGAAUUUACUGGAGACACACAGCAAGAAUUGGUUGCUGGCGUUCCAAGAGGAGCACAGAAUUUUGGAUAUGUUUCAAUCAUUAACUCUACAGAUAUGACCUUUAUUCAGAAUUUCACUGGUGAACAGAUGGCAUCUUAUUUUGGAUAUACAGUUGCAGUAUCAGAUGUUAACAAUGAUGGAAUGGAUGACGUAUUGAUCGGGGCACCUCUCUUUAUGGACCGUGAGUUUGAGAGCAACCCUAGAGAAGUAGGGCAAGUGUACUUGUAUUUGCAAGUGAGCGCUCUCGUCUUCACAGACCCGCAGGUCCUCACAGGCGCUGAGGCUUUUGGGAGAUUUGGUAGCGCGGUGGCACACUUAGGAGACCUGAACCAAGACGGAUACAAUGACGUUGCCAUUGGUGCACCCUUUGCAGGCAAGGAUCAAAGAGGCAAAGUGCUCAUUUACAAUGGGAACAAGGAUGGCUUAAAUAUUGAGGCUUCCCAAAUUCUACAAGGAGUGUGGGCCUCACAGGCUAUCCCUUCUGGAUUUGGCUUUACUUUAAGAGGAGAUUCAGAUAUAGACAAGAAUGAUUACCCAGAUUUAAUUGUGGGUGCAUUCGGCACAGGAAAAGUAGCUGUUUACAGAGCAAGGCCAGUUGUGACCGUGGAUGCCCGGCUUCUGCUGAACCCAAUGAUUAUCAAUCUGGAAAAUAAAACCUGCCAGAUUUCAGAGUCUUUGACACCUGUGGCCUGCUUUUCUUUAAGAGUAUGUGCAUCUGUAGCUGGCCAGAGCAUUUCAAAUACAAUAGGCCUUACUGCCGAGGUGCAGUUAGAUUCCCUCAAACAAAAAGGAGCCAUUAAACGCACUCUCUUCCUUGAUAACCAUCAGUCACAUCACGUCUUCCCUCUGUCUAUAAAGCGGCAGGAAUCCCUCCAGUGCCAGGAUUUUAUCGUUUACCUUCGAGAUGAAACUGAAUUCCGAGAUAAAUUAUCCCCAAUCAACAUCAGUUUGAAUUACAGUUUGGAUGAAUCCACCUCUAAAGAAAGCCUGGAUGUGAAACCAAUAUUGAACCACUACAAGGAAAAUGUUGUUACUGAACAGGCUCACAUCCUGGUGGACUGUGGAGAAGACAAUAUGUGCAUUCCUGACUUGAAGCUGUCAGCUAGACCAGAUAAGCAUCAGGUCAUUAUUGGAGAUGAAAAUCAUCUUAUGCUCAUAAUCAAUGCAAGAAAUGAGGGUGAAGGAGCCUAUGAAGCUGAACUCUUUGUGAUAAUACCAGAAGAGGCGGAUUAUAUUGGGAUUGAACGCAGCAACAAGGGACUGCGACCACUGAGCUGUGAGUACAAGAUGGAAAAUGUAACCAGAAUGGUGGUGUGUGACCUUGGGAACCCUAUGGUGGCUGGAACAAAUUAUUCUCUGGGCCUCCGGUUUGCAGUUCCACGUCUUGAUAAAACAAACAUGAGCAUUAACUUCGAUCUCCAAAUCAGAAGAAUGUUUCUUAUGAUCAUCUACUGUGGGAACACGUCUGAGAAAAUCUACUUAAAUUACAUGUCACUGUGUUUUAGUUCCAACAAGGACAAUCCAGACAGCAAUUUUGUAAGCCUGCAAAUCAACAUCACUGCUGUUGCUCAAGUAGAAAUAAGAGGAGUAUCCCAUCCUCCGCAGAUUGUUCUGCCCAUUCAUAACUGGGAACCAGAAGAGGUGCCCCGGAAAGAGGAGGGAGUUGGACCAUUGGUGGAACAUAUUUACGAGCUGCACAAUAUUGGACCAAGUACCAUCAGUGACACCCUUCUGGAGGUGGGCUGGCCAUUCUCUGCCCGGGAUGAAUUUCUCCUUUACAUUUUUCAUAUUCAAGCUCUGGGGCCUCUGCAGUGUCAAACAAAUCCUGAUAUCAACCCACAGGAUAUAAAGCCUGCUGUCCCCCCAGAGGACACCCCUGAGCUGAGCGCCUUUUUGAGAAACUCGACCAUCCCUCAUCUUGUCAGGAAGAGGGAUGUGCGUGUGCUGGAGCUCCACAGACAGAGCCCUGCAAAAGUACUGAACUGUACAAAUAUCGAGUGCUUACAAAUCUCUUGUGCAGUAGGACGACUAGAUGGAGGAGAAAGCGCAGUCCUGAAAGUCAGAUCACGGUUGUGGGCCAAGACAUUUCUCCAGAGAAAAAAUGAUCCGUAUUCUCUUGUAUCCCUGGUGUCCUUUGAAGUUAAGAAGAUGCCUUAUAAAGAUCAGCCAGCAAAACUCCCAGAAGGAAGCAUAGCAAUUAAGACAUCAGUGAUUUGGGCAACGCCAAACGUUUCCUUUUCAGUCCCAUUAUGGGUAAUAAUACUAGCAAUACUUCUUGGAUUAUUGGUUCUGGCCAUUUUAACCCUAGCUUUAUGGAAGUGUGGAUUCUUUGACAGAGCAAGACCCCCUCACGAUGAUAUGAAUGACAGGGAACAGCUGACAAAUGAGAAAACCCCUGAUGCAUAAAAAGGAAAACCAAAGACCAAAAAACUCAAGCACUGGUCCUGUUCAAAAUAGAAAAGGAACAUGAGGGUGAAGCAAAGAUUAUCCUAGACCUGCCAGUGUCCUAGGAAAUAGAAAGGUGUCAGAAUAUGCCACCUCAUCUACACUGUGCUUUGGAGAAGUUGCCAAGGAACUCAGUGACCCUUUUGGGAAAGGAAACAUACUCAGCGCUGUAGAAACAACCAACGAUCGUGAAGAAUUUAUUUUGCUUGAGUCAUUCUGUAUUUGACAGACUCUUUGAAAUGGGUAUGGGAACUAAGGGUGCAUUCCAGGUAAAUCCAACUUCAGUCACAAAGACAAAAUGUCUGAACUAUGAUAGAAUUUAGAAGGUAAACUAGGACUAAACCUUCCAACACUACUGUACCCAAAGGAACAUUUGACACCUCCCUAUGGAAAUGACGUUAUGGCUCAGGGAGACAAGCAUAUGUUGUUGGUACUGUAAAAGUACUUUUAAAAUGACAAAGAUAAUUUUGUAAGUGAGGAUAACAAUUUAUUUAUUUAUUUUCCAUUUCUCUAGGCUAAUACUCUAGUCAUCUAGAGGAUUUGGAAAUUAAGACUUGGUUAGCUGGUUUUUGAAAUCAUACACUUAAUUUCCUUCUAAGAUAAACAUUGUGUGCAGAAUAAAUCAUUUAACAGAGCCUCUUCAGGAUUUAGUGUUAAGGAAAAACAAAUUGGUAUUAGGUGACAGUUCCACUUAAUACCUUGCUGCCUUCUACCUGAAACUACUUUUACUCACACUUUACAGGGACUCACAUCUGCUUGAUUUAGCUUUGCAAAAAGUUGCAUUUAUAUUUCCUUUUAUUUAAAAUAAAAAUAUUUCCAUAGAUUUGAUUAGCAAUAUACACAUUUCAAGAUACUGUUGAGCCUGUGUGGUGUUUAAAAGUAAUGGUAAAUGUCUAGAGUCCAUUAGUAAAAAAGCCAUUUAACUAAAUGAGUAAGCAUAUUAUAUUUGUGAUCUAUAAGAAGCAACACCAAUAGUUAUCUUGGGUUUAAAUAUUUUAUUACUAUACCUCAAACUUAUAUACACAAAGAAGACAUGUUAAACAUAAAUAGCAAGGGAAUAUAAAGUUAUGCAGAUGUGAGAUAAACCUAGAAAUAGACUCCUAAGGAUUUUGUUUAGAAUUGCCUAGUCCAACUUCAUUUUCACUGCUAAUCUUUAUAGUUAUAACUUUAGAAAAUAAUCAUUAUUUAAGCUAUUUUCCCAAUAUCUUGAAUUUAACCAUCACAAAAAACUUGAUGUUUAAAACUCUUGUAAAUAAUCCAUAGUUGUGUGUAAUACCAUUUUUGAAGUAAAAUUGACCAGCCAAAUUCAUAUAGUCUGCACAAUUUUGUAUCCUUUUUAUCAUAAUGAAAAAUUAGUAUGGAGAAAUGCUGAACAAAUUUUAUAUUUAUGUGCAAUAUUUUAUAGACCUAUGUAUCUAAAGCAUGUUUACACUGGCAUUAGUUAUUUUUUAAAUUAAUAUCCUGAAUAUUUAGUAGAACAAGCAGACCAAAAUACUUAAGUUUGCAAAGCAGUUGGAAAAUUUGUAUCCCAAUCUCAAUAAUCACACUUUAUUUUAAAUAUGAGCCAUAGUCAGACACUAAAUUUUCUGUCAUGCCUUAACCUGCAAACAAGCCACCUGGCUACAGCUGCAGAGCCUCUUUGGAAAGAAAAUGAAAGGCACAUGAAAAUACAGUUUCUAUUCUCCCUGUUUGAAAAUUCAAUCCUGUCAUGGUAGUGGUUUCAAGUCUGCAGGAACCAAAGUCUGGCUCCUAGUGUGAGUGAGAAUUGUGCCUCAAAGACCUUGAGGGUCACACACCCGCCUCUGGGGGUAUUUGGUAUUAGUCAUCUAUGUAGGACUGGCUUCCCAGGGAGGUGGUCAUCUAUGUGAUGGCUGGAGGGGAUAACAGCUCUCUCUGCUCCUAAAAAAAUGCCUUAACUCUUGUCAUCAUGUCUGACUUUUGGCCAAUAGCGAACUCUUCAGGAUUUGGGGUUAUAAAAGGACCCUGAGAAAAUGCACCUCUGGUCUUUAAGCUAACAUCUAUGAAGGAACUUGAAGCUCUCAGUGCUAGAAACUGUCAGAGCCUGUGAGUCAGGUUCUACAGACACCUGAGGAUAUUAGAGAUGCCAGGAGCAAGAAUGGAUUCAGAAUGGAGCAAAGUCUAUGGGCUUCAAAGGCAGACUACACAUUUCUCACAAUCUCAGCCCCUCUAGAGAGUUGGUCACUGCUACCCACAGGUAUUUCACAGAGGGCCAUCAUGCAUGCAUCAGCCACUUUUGAUGUGGAAGCAGAUGCAGAAAGGGGAACAACUGAGGUCAGAAGAACCCUGCAGUCAUUAGUUCUUGAAGAUUCCUCCAAAUGCAGAAUAUUCUAGCAAUGCACUGAGUGCAUAGCAUUGCAAACUGCUUUCAGAAUCCAUACUUUGCUGUGCUUCUCUUACAGUCUAUCUGUAUUUCAGAUAUCCCUUUUGAGAUUCUUGCAGCUGGGAAAAAAUGGGCAAAUCAAGUUGUACAAACUUGGAGAUUUUUUAUACAUUAAAUAAACAAUAUAGACUAGUCACCACCGAAACCCCACCUUUGAAUUAAACUCUUGUUUUAUUUAAGUACAUUUAUAGAUAUCUGUAUAGGUACAUGUGAAGAUUUUCAUGUACCUAUUUACUUUGUCACUAAUAAAAUUAAAAAUUAAAGAUAUGAUGAUGUACUUGUGGUUUGUUUCAUAAGCAA
This is a messenger RNA of Manis pentadactyla (Chinese pangolin), 6187 nucleotides long. It is a transcript of the gene ITGA8, whose product is annotated as integrin subunit alpha 8. The record is from RefSeq and is a predicted model, not a curated record. The coding region runs from base 184 to 3447 and encodes 1087 amino acids. Gene Ontology annotation, molecular function: integrin binding. Gene Ontology annotation, cellular component: external side of plasma membrane; integrin complex. NCBI's taxonomy places the organism in Eukaryota, Metazoa, Chordata, Mammalia, Pholidota, Manidae. Gene Ontology annotation, biological process: cell adhesion mediated by integrin; cell-matrix adhesion; cell-cell adhesion. The transcript is spliced from 30 exons.